CCUCACUCGCUGGACGUGGGCACCAUGAGCCGCCUGGGCUCCGUGCAGCGGAAGAUGCCGUGUGUGUUUGUGACGGAGGUGAAAGCCGAGCCCUCGGCCAAGCGGGAGCAUCAGCCAUUCAAAGUUUUGGCAACUGCAACUCUAAGCGAAAAGGCAUUAGAUGCAGAUGUAUACAAUGCAAUUGCAACAGAAAAAGUGGAUGGAACGUGUUGUUAUGUUACUAACUACAAAGGUCAGCCAUACCUUUGGGCUCGACUAGACAGAAAACCUAACAAGCAAGCCGACAAAAGAUUUAAAAAAUUUCUACAUUCAAAAGAAAGCUCAAAAGCAUUUCUUUGGAACACGGAGGAAGAUUUCAAGCCUGUCCCAGAGUGCUGGGUACCAGCAAAGGCAAUAGAACAGCAGAAUGGGAAGCCAGUACCUGAUGAAAACGGACACAUCCCUGGUUGGGUACCAGUGGAAAAGAACAGCAGGCAGUAUUGUUGGCAUUCCUCCGUCGUGAAUUAUGAGUUUGGAAUUGCCCUGGUACUAAGGCACGAUCCUGAUGAGCCUGGACUUUUGGAAAUUAGUGCCGUGCCUCUGUCGGAGCUUUUAGAGCAAACCCUGGAGCUGAUAGGAACGAAUAUCAAUGGAAAUCCAUACAGGAUAGGAAGCAAGAAAUAUCCAUUGCACUUUCUGAUACCUCAUGGAGCAUUCCAAGUAAGAAAUCUGCCUCCACUGAAACACAACGACUUGCUGUCCUGGUUUGAAGACUGCAGAGAGGGUAAAAUUGAAGGAAUCGUAUGGCAUUGUGGUGAUGGCUGCUUAAUUAAGGUCCAUCGCCAUCAUCUUGGUCUAUGCUGGCCACUCCCAGAUACUUACAUGAAUUCCAAACCAGUUGUCGUUAACAUGAACCUCAGCAAAUAUGACUGUGCUUUUGAUAAUGAGUGUUUGUUUAAUCAGUUCUUGAAAAUAGAUAAACAGAAAUUUGACAGGCUUAAAGAUAUAGUGCUUGAUGUAUAAAAUGG
Phodopus roborovskii (desert hamster) is the source of this 1007-nucleotide messenger RNA. RefSeq lists its product as uncharacterized. NCBI's taxonomy places the organism in Eukaryota, Metazoa, Chordata, Mammalia, Rodentia, Cricetidae. The record is from RefSeq and is a predicted model, not a curated record. Bases 25 to 1002 code for a protein of 325 amino acids. The transcript has 7 exons. Gene Ontology annotation, molecular function: RNA ligase (ATP) activity. Gene Ontology annotation, biological process: response to reactive oxygen species.